This is a messenger RNA of Bacillus rossius redtenbacheri, 2890 nucleotides long. It is a transcript of the gene Cbp80, whose product is annotated as nuclear cap-binding protein subunit 1. Gene Ontology annotation, biological process: nuclear-transcribed mRNA catabolic process, nonsense-mediated decay; mRNA export from nucleus. The record is from RefSeq and is a predicted model, not a curated record. The coding region runs from base 189 to 2567 and encodes 792 amino acids. Lineage: Eukaryota; Metazoa; Arthropoda; Insecta; Phasmatodea; Bacillidae. Gene Ontology annotation, cellular component: nucleus; nuclear cap binding complex. The transcript is spliced from 15 exons. Gene Ontology annotation, molecular function: RNA cap binding; protein binding; mRNA binding.
UGCCAUCCAUGUUAGUCUUAACCUUAACCUAUCUAUGAUUUUUAAUUUACACUAUUGAAGUUUGAUGUUUUGUUGUUGUGCUUAACGUUUCGAAAAUUUUAAUUUGGAUCUGUUUUGGUCGAAGAAUAUAGAGCAAAUGCCCUAGAAAUUGACAGGACUUUUUUUCUAACUGUUUUGAAGAAAUCGAGAUGAGCCGCCGAAGGGCUCAUGACGAGGAUGAUGGUUAUGAACGGGCAUAUAGAAAAAGAAGACGUGUUUCUGAAAACCAGGAAAUAGAAGAUAGGUUGGAGUCCCUCAUCCUCAGAGUUGGAGAGAAGAGCACAUCUUCACUCGAGAGCAACUUGGAGGGCUUGGCCAGUGUGCUGGAGGCUGACAUUGCCACAUUCCGCACUAAGAUCCUACGCAUUUUGAGCGACUGUGCUGUACGGAUGCCGGAGAAGUGCACCAUUUACACCACGUUGGUGGGAUUGCUCAAUGCCAAGAACUACAACUUUGGGGGCGAGUUUGUGGAGCACAUGGUGCGCAGCUUGAAGGAGGCCUUGAAGAGUUGCAAGUGGGAUGCAGCUCGUUAUCUGCUGCGCUUUUUGGCUGACCUUGUUAACUGCCACGUCAUCUCUGCUGGGUCUCUGCUGCAGCUUCUUGACAACUUGAUAGAUGCAGCUAAGGAGGAUGCUGUGCCACAGGUGAGGAAGGACUGGUAUGUGUUUGCCGUGCUAGCCACGCUACCGUGGGUGGGCCGCGAGCUCUACGAGAAGAAAGAGCAGGCUCUAGAACUGCUUCUAGUGUCCAUUGAGGUGUUUCUGGGCAAGCGUGGGAAGAAACAUCAUGGUGCGCUGCGCGUAUGGGCAUGCGACACACCACACCCCCAGGAGGAGUACUUGGACUGCCUGUGGGCACAGAUCUGCAAGCUGCGACAAGACAACUGGGCAGAGAAGCACAUUCCUCGCCCCUAUCUUGCCUUCGACAGCAUCCUGUGUGAGGCACUACAACACAACCUGCCUGUCAUUCUGCCCCCUCCACACCACGAUACCUAUGGCUACCCCAUGCCUCACGUCGUGUUCCGCAUGUUUGACUACACUGACUGCCCAGAGGGCCCGUUCCUGCCCGGCGCUCACUCAAUAGAGAGGUUCCUUAUAGAGGAGCAUCUCCACCAGAUCAUAGAGAUGCAUCAUCUGGAGAGGAAGGAUUGUGCGGCACACCUGCUCAACUUCCCCUACAAGACCAAGAUACCUCUAGACUAUGCCAUAGUAGAGGUUAUAUUCGCACAACUGUUCCACAUGCCAACACCUGCCCACCUGGAGAUAGUGUAUGGCUCAGUGCUCAUUGAGCUGUGCAAGCUACAGCCCAGCACCAUGCCACAGGUGCUAGCCCAGGCAACGGAAAUACUUUUCAUGAGAAUCGACGCCAUGAACGUUGCUUGCUUUGAUAGGUUUGUUAACUGGUUUUCAUAUCAUCUAAGCAACUUCCAAUUUCGAUGGAGCUGGGAGGACUGGGAGGAAUGCCUGCAGCUAGACCCUGAACACCCGCGCCCUAAGUUCGUGCGUGAGGUGCUACUCAAGUGCCUGCGGCUGUCGUACCACCAGCGCAUCAAAGAGAUGAUGCCGGCAUCUUACCAGGCGCUGCUGCCACCCAAGCCGGAACCAUGCUUCAAGUAUGCCGAGGAGGGCGCUGGCUCUCUGCCCGGCACCACGGUGGCACACCAGCUGGUCAUGGCUAUCCGAAAGCGCUGCACCCCAGAGGAGGUUCUUAACGUUUUGAAGGAGCUGCCGCAGCCUGGCCACGAUGACGAUGCCGACUCUCGUUUUAAUCCUCUCAAGAUUGACGUUUUCGUGCAGACGCUGCUCAAUCUUGGCUCCAAGAGUUUUUCACACUCCUUUGCAGCCAUCUCCAAGUUUCACUAUGUGUUUAAAAUCCUGGCAGAGUCUGAGGAAGCCCAGAUGUGCAUUCUGCGAAACAUGUUUGAGCUGUGGCGCAACCAUCAGCAGAUGAUGUGCGUGCUAAUUGACAAGAUGCUUAAGACUCAAAUCAUAGAGUGCUCUGCGGUCGCUAACUGGAUAUUUGCCAAGGAGAUGGCUGGAGAGUUUACAAAGCUGUACAUCUGGGAGGUGCUGCAUCUCACCAUCCGCAAGAUGAACAAGCACGUGGAGCGGCUGGCGCGCGAGCUGGGCGAGGCCCGCGAGCGGCUGCGGCGAGCGGAGAGCGACAGCGACGACAGCGACGAGGCUGCCCAGGAGGCGGGCGAGCGCGAGCGCCCCAGCGAGGAGGCCGUGGAGCGCAUGGAGGAGCGUCUGGAGGGCGCCCAGGCCGACCAAAAGAACCUCUUCCUCAUCAUCUUCCAGCGCUUCAUAAUGAUCCUGUCGGAGCACCUGGUGCGCUGCGACACGGACGGCCGAGACUUCCGCACCCACUGGUACCGGUGGACUGUCGGCCGGCUGCAGCAGGUCUUUCUGCUGCACCACGAGCAAGUGCAAAAGUACUCUGCUACUCUGGAGACAUUGCUGUUCACACAAGACUUGGACCCUCACAUCCUGGAAGUGUUUCAACAGUUCACGUCACUAAGGGCGUAAAGAAGUGAUGCUGAAUAAGACGGGAAUCUGUGGCUCCAGACUAAGACCCAUUUCACCUGUGCUUUUUAGACUACAGCAAAGAACUGUCCGCAGUUUGCUAAACAGAGAGUUCUUCGAAUACCACACAUAAUGCUGUAUGUGACUAAUUAUGGUUGUGUGUAUUUAUUUUACAUAUUUAAUUUGCAGUUUUAAGUUAACAUGAUCUUAUAUAAAUUGAGUGUGGUGUUUUUGUACACACCACAGGUUUGUUUCUUUCUGUUCGAUGGCGACACACUGUAUCAAUCUUGUAGGGUGAAAUACAUUUCUACUAUUGAUUCCAUAUA